Messenger RNA from Meleagris gallopavo (turkey), 2870 nucleotides. NCBI's taxonomy places the organism in Eukaryota, Metazoa, Chordata, Aves, Galliformes, Phasianidae. The record is from RefSeq and is a predicted model, not a curated record.
AUGGGAGUCAUGUUUAAAGAAGAUGUAACAAACAGGAGCCAGCAACCUGGUGUUUUCAGAAUUAAUUAUAACUAUGGUGCCAAAGAUUCACCUCUGUUUGAUCUUAUCAAGCAGUCAAAAGAACGAGAAGGUCAGACCGAUCAACCUGAGCCCACUUCCACCCUAAAUCUGCCUCUCCAACAUAACCACACUGCAGCAGAUCUGUAUCUUUCUCCUGUGAGAUCUCCUAAGAAGAAAGCAUCUGGACACCCUCAAAGCAGUACUUCUAAUCCAGAUGCUCAGCCAUCUGCGACCUCACAAACACAGAAGCCACAGAAAUCUACCUCCCUCUCUCUGUUCUACAAAAAAGUGUUUCGAUUGGCCUAUCUUCGAUUGCAUACCCUGUUCUUUCGGCUUCUCUCUGAACAUCCUGACCUGGAACCAUUGAUCUGGACCCUUUUCCAGCACACACUGCAAAAUGAGUAUGAGCUUAUGAGAGACAGGCACUUGGACCAGAUCAUGAUGUGUUCCAUGUAUGGCAUAUGCAAAGUAAAGAAUGUGGAUCUUAGAUUUAAAACAAUAGUUUCUGCAUACAAAGAGCUGCCCAAUACAAAUCAAGAGACUUUCAAACGUGUUCUUAUCAGAGAAGAGCAGUACGACUCCAUUAUAGUCUUCUACAACUUAGUGUUCAUGCAGAAACUGAAGACAAACAUCCUACAGUAUGCCUCCAACAGGCCUCCUACGCUGUCACCUAUCCCACACAUUCCUCGCAGCCCCUACCAGUUUUCCAAUUCUCCUCGGCGUGUCCCUGCAGGCAAUAACAUCUACAUCUCACCCUUGAAGAGCCCUUACAAAUUCUCUGAUGGGUUUCAGUCUCCCACAAAGAUGACUCCGAGGUCCAGAAUUCUGGUGUCAAUUGGUGAAACGUUUGGGACUUCUGAAAAGUUUCAAAAAAUAAACCAGAUGGUGUGCAACAGCGAGAGCCACGUAAAGCGCAGUGCAGAGCCCAGCGAUGCCCCUAAGCCACUGAAGAGGCUGCGCUUCGAUAUAGAAGGGCAAGAUGAGGCAGAUGGAGGCAAACACCUGCCCCAGGAGUCCAAGUUCCAACAAAAGCUUGCAGAAAUGACAUCUACUCGAACAAGAAUGCAGAAGCAGAAACUGAACGAUGGAAACGAUACCUCAGCCAAUGAAGAAAAGUGAGAUUCUCCUCAGGACCAGGGGCUGCUGCAGGCCCUCCCAGCUUUUGUUUUACUGCCUUCAUUCAUUGAGUUGCUUUUUCAGUCGCUUUUAUCUCAAACCGAUAGUUGAAAACCUUUGGACUUCUUUAUUUUUUUCAAGGUUUUUCAUGAUACUUUGCCUUAUGAUGUAGCAUGUAUGCGAUGUAAGCCACUGAAUUUAAUUUAUAUAUUUUCAGAGGAUUUUAAAAACCAGCUUGGAAAGUGUCUUAGUUUGCUAUUGCAGCGUUACGGAUUGAAGCCAGUUCAGUCUACCUGGAUUGAAUUUUUUCUGUCUCAAGACAAAAUGUUAGCUAGGGAUCUGAAGUGCACUAAUUUUACUUCUUAAAUUUCAUUUUAAUGUCGGAUCUCAAAGCAUUAUUUGCAAAUAUUGAAAAUUAGGGGUCAGACCGCAAGGAUUUCUGUCUCUGUGUGUAAACACAUCCAAGUCCCAUUAACUUAAGCUGCACAGCAGCAGUGGAGGGUCAGGGUCUCCUUGGAGAGGCAGGAAGCAGUGAACACAUCGUGUUAGCACUACUACUGAAAGCAGUGAGCUGUGCUGUACCUCAGGUACGUCCCAUUCUGCAGUUCCCCAGCUCUCACCCCACACAAUUCAGAGGCCCAGCUUCAAUUUCAUUGAAUCUCACAGAGAUUGAAUCCCACGAAGCAAAAAGGUGCAUUCCCAAAUGCAAAGUACCACGUUGUGCACUUUCAUAUCUUGGAAAAGCUUGAUUUAAAAAAAAACAAACUAUAAGUAGAACACCCCCAACCUACGUCACACCUCACACACAGAAGAUGGCAGAGAUCUCACGACGUAGGAUUCUCUUGCACCUCACAGCACAGAGCUGUGGGCCUGAGGCGGUGCCUUACCCAAAAGGCAGAGCUCAACAGGCAACUUGGGAACAAAUGUUUUUAAGUGUAUUUAUAAGUUAUGGAUUCAGAUAGUGGAUUUUUUUUUUUUCUUGCAGUGAUAAAAGAUCUGCAGAAUAGCCAGCUAAGAGAAAAGGAUGUUUUAUUUCUAGAGAACUAAAUACAAUAAAUGAGUUGCCACUUUUUUUAAAUGACCCAUUUGAAUGAAAUCUAGCUCUUAGCAGCUGCUUAAAUUGAAAGAUAGGGUAGCAAAGCAUGCUGCUCAUCACACAAUAACACUUCUCUGCAUAGAAGGUGUUUAGAAAUGGUGUAGUGAACCUAAAAUGCCUACAGUAGUGCCUGCUGAAGACCAGUUGUGGUGUUGACCAAAAGCUGAACCCGGAGCCAGAGAAACCUCCACAAAUGACACACUGAUUGGUCACUGAAUUGUAAAAUGAAACCGAAUUAUUUUUUAUUCUCAGCACAGCUUCAACUUUCGUCCUGAAGAAUGUACAGAAGUGUUAAGAGUACAUUACGUUUAUUUUUUCACUUACCAGAGUUUUACAGACGGGAUGUGUGUUACACUGGGGCUCACUGGUCACAAGCUCUAUUACAGCAGCUGAAGUUCUUCAGUGAUCCUCGGGUGAGAGCGCUGCAGGCACGACAUGACAGAGCCCCACACCUAACAGAUCUCCUAGUGCUUGACUGUGACACUGUGUGUGUUUGUUCCAACAGAUUGAAGGCUUUACAUCAAAUGUAUGGCAAUAUUUUAUACAACUCAUCCGUUUAUCUUCUUUCAAGAUGAAAUAAAAUAGCUUUUAAAAGAUC